Messenger RNA from Metarhizium album ARSEF 1941, 1695 nucleotides. Its product is annotated as isocitrate lyase. Gene Ontology annotation, cellular component: mitochondrial matrix. Gene Ontology annotation, molecular function: methylisocitrate lyase activity; isocitrate lyase activity. Bases 1 to 1695 code for a protein of 564 amino acids. The record is from RefSeq and is a predicted model, not a curated record. NCBI's taxonomy places the organism in Eukaryota, Fungi, Ascomycota, Sordariomycetes, Hypocreales, Clavicipitaceae. The transcript is spliced from 2 exons.
AUGUCUGGCCCAGCUGGCAAUCCCUUCUCGCAUGCCAUUCCCGCCGCCGACUCGUUCCAGCUGCUGCCCGAAUCGCGAAAGACGGGUGAGGCCGAGGAUGCUCUGUACGAAGCCCAGAUCAAGGAGGUUGAGGCGUGGUGGACUUCUCCUCGGUAUGCCGGCAUCAAGCGACCCUAUAGUGCUGCCGAUGUCGUCACGAAAAGAGGCACCCAGAAAAUCUCAUACCCCAGCUCCGUCAUGGCCGCCAAGUUGUUCAAUCUGAUCCAGGAGCGCCAGGCCAAGGGCGAACCUAUUCACACAAUGGGUGCCGUUGAUCCCAUCCAAAUGACACAGCAAGCUGCUCACCAAGAGGUCCUGUACAUCUCCGGCUGGGCUUGCUCGUCGCUGCUGACCACUACCAACGAAGUGUCCCCCGACUUUGGUGACUAUCCCUACAAUACAGUCCCCAACCAGGUUCAACGUCUGGCCAAGGCCCAGAGCAUGCAUGAUCGCAAGCAGUGGGACGCUCGUCGGAAGAUGACCUCUGAAGAGCGCGCCAAGACGCCAUAUAUUGACUAUCUGCGGCCCAUCAUUGCUGAUGGCGACACUGGUCACGGGGGUUUGUCCGCUGUCUUGAAGCUUGCCAAGCUGUUUGCCGAGAAUGGUGCCGCUGCUGUGCAUUUUGAGGAUCAGCUUCACGGUGGCAAAAAGUGCGGCCACCUUGCCGGCAAAGUCAUCGUCCCCAUUGGCGAACACAUCAACCGACUGAAUGCGGCCCGAUUCCAGUGGGACGUCAUGGGUUGUGAGAACUUGGUGAUUGCCCGGACCGACUCCGAGUCUGGAAAGCUGCUUUCCUCUGCCAUCGACGUCCGCGACCACGAGUUCAUCCUUGGUGUAGCUGACCCGUCCAUUGAGCCACUUGCCGAGACGAUCCAGUCCAUGGAGGCCAAGGGAGCCACUGGCUCUCAGAUCGACAUAUUUGAGGCCAAGUGGGUGAAGAGCACCAAGCUGGUCACGUUUGACGAGGCUGCUGUCGCCCACAUGAAAAACGAAGGUGUCAGCCAGGAAAAGAUCAACGAGUACCUGAAUUCCACUUCCAAAGACCGGGAUAUGGGCAUCACGCGCCGUCGUGCUCUGGCGUCUCACUACUCCAAGACCCCCGUCUACUUCAACUGGGACGUUCCCCGCACUCGUGAAGGUUACUACCACUUUAGAGCCGGCAUGGAGGCUGCCGCCAAGCGUGCGCUGGCCUUUGCUCCCUAUGCUGACCUGCUCUGGGUUGAGACUGGGGACCCCAAUGUCGACGUCGCCACCAAGCUGGGGCGUACCGUGAGGGAAGAGUAUCCCAACAAGGGUCUGGUGUAUAACCUGUCCCCGUCAUUCAACUGGAUGGCGCACGGCUUCACCCCCGAAACGCUCAAGUCCUUCAUUUGGGACAUUGCCAAAGAGGGCUUCGUCCUUCAGCUUGUUUCCCUGGCUGGACUGCACUCCACGGCAGCCAUAUCAUGCGAGUUGGCGCGCAACUUCAAGACUGACGGCAUGAAGGCGUAUGUCGAGCUCGUUCAGCGAAGGGAGAAAGAACUUGGGUGCGACGUGUUGACGCAUCAGAAGUGGAGUGGAGCCAGCUACAUUGAUGGCAUCCUGGGGGCUAUUCAGAGCGGCAGCUCGAGCAGCAGAAGCAUGGGCGAGGGCAAUACGGAGGGCCAGUUCAACUAG